Molecule: messenger RNA, 6638 nt
Organism: Bombus pyrosoma
Lineage: Eukaryota; Metazoa; Arthropoda; Insecta; Hymenoptera; Apidae
Exons: 3
Coding region: 266-880 (204 amino acids)
Cellular component (GO): extracellular region
Molecular function (GO): chitin binding
Source: RefSeq, a predicted model, not a curated record
GUGGUCACAGUGUGUCGGUGCUUAACAUCGAACCAACGACCGAACAAACGCGCCUUUCCCCAGUCUUUCAUGUCUCGAGGACCGGUUACCAUCGUUGACUCCGCUGUCGGCCUCGUGUUCCGUGUUUCAUUAUUCGUGAUCGGUUGUUUCCUGUGACUCUUGUUGACGGUGUUGAGGAUGAGGUUGGUUCCUCGUCGAACCGUUGGGUCUUAGUUUCUAGAGCCUGUUGGAGGCUUUUGGGGACCAAGAGCGAACCGGAAGUACCAUGCGGGUGUUCGACAACCUCUGCGCGCUGGGAUACAUCGCGUUCCUUUUGUUGCUUAUCGAGAGUGUACGGGACAGCGAAAGCGGCAAAGUGUCGAAGAGGGCGAAACCAGUGGACCCAGACGCGGAGGACAGCCGCGACAACGAGGACUACUACUACGAGGACGUGGAAGAAAGAAAUAAUCCAACGAACGAGGCACCGGUUGUACCUCCUGGAUUUCUCAGCCCCUCUGUUCGCGAGUAUCUCGAUCUCGGGAAAUCGAUACCCGGUCGAGCAGGUACGGACUAUCCAGUGCUUGGCAAAGUUCCCUACACGAAUUUCUACUGCGACGACCAGCCAUACCCAGGCUUCUUCGCGGACGUGGAAACAAGAUGCCAAGCGUGGCAUUACUGCGACAUAGACGGCCGCCAGGCGACCUUUCUUUGCCCAAAUGGUACGCAAUUCAGUCAAGCAGUGUUCGUCUGCGAUUGGUGGUUCAACGUCAGAUGUGAACUCAGUCCCAAGUUGUACGCCAUCAACAGCCGUCUUUAUGGCAGACCCACGGAGAAUCCAACGAGACCACAUAGACUCAUCACUAAGGAGCUUCUUGAAAAUAUCUUCGUUAGGCGGAAAUGAAGCUAAGAAGCGGAGGCUGCGUUCUCGUUUAUUGCCGACACGACUGAUCGGUCGCAUCACCGAUUCGUCUGGCAAAAAGGAAGGAAGAGGCUGCUCCAAGGAUUUGUUUCAUUGACGGAGAAUCUGUCUCGAUGGACUUGUAUUUUCUUCGUAGAUAAGACGAUCGUGUCGGCCGUUUUGCGAAUAGUUGGAAUUGGGGAGAAGUGGAUAUACAGAAAUGCCUUGUUAGUUGAUUGGGGUUCGAGAUCACAUCUGGCCAGUUAACCAGGAUAAUAGUGUUACAGGAAAUCCUAAGAACGAUAGGAUUUUUUUAGAAUCUCUUUAGAAGAUGCACGAACUCGUACGUGUGCCCCUGUUAUCCCAAAUAUAGUCGAACGUAACUUGGAAACGCGUCAUUCUUACAAUGAGUAUGUGCAAUUGUUUCUUUCUAUUCAGUAUAAAUUCAGAAGACUAUCGAAGAAGGAACAGUUGAACGCGAUACGCGGUCAAAUAAUAUGUCUCGUCGCUUCGUCAGUUGAUACUGUCUAGUUUUCACAUCGAAGUUAAUUAGUUGUAUGUAGUUCUAUGUAUUCAUAGAGCUAAAAUAAAAUGUAUGAGUAAGUGCACGUUCUUUCACACUUUCAGAUACAGAUAGAGCACACGAAUUUUCGUUAUUAAUUGACGAUCCUUCGUCACAUGUACAAGUCGGGUCGUGUAGCAUCAUUCUUCCAAUUAUAACAAGGCAGUCCUGUAUUUCUUUUUGAUCUACCUAUGUAACAUUGUAUGAGUGAAUGACGGUGAAUGUUAGCGUAGAAUAUCGAUAUAGCAAUCGCGAAUGUAAUUAAUAUAGAGACGAAUAGUCGAAGUAAGAUUAAAAAGGAUACGAUAGAAUUUGUUCGAAGUGCCACUAGGUUGGUUUAUAGGAUAAGCUGUUCGAUGAAGAAUGAGGCGGAGUUUGUUUAAAAAAUAGAGGAAACGAUGGACAGUUUAAGUGCCACGAAUUCGACAGGACAUACCGCGGUGUCUGAUUUCGAUUUUGGUCCCGUUUCGUAGGAUGAUAGCACGCAUAUUCACGUUUUAAUACGUGAAUUAUUUAAUCAUUUGAUAAUUUUCAAGUUAUAAAUUAAAUCCGUGAUAUGUGUUAUUAAUGAUAAUAUAGUAACAUAUGUAAUAUUCAACGAAUUAUAAUGGUAUUAUUUCGUACCAUUUAUUUGGAACGAAAUUUCAAACUCCUAGUACACCUGAAUAUAAAAUCGCAUUAUUUGAAUAAAAAUCAUAAUUACUUAGAAUUAUGGUUACAUCGAUUGUUCUCAACGCGUUCAGAUGAAUGAAGUUUUAUCGACAAAGAUAUCUGAAAUAACAAACAAAAAAGGGAACUAAUAAAAGACAUUUCAUAUGUUACACAAAAAGUCGAUAAAAUUACUUCACUGUAGUAAUUAAGCUACUCAAUAGUCAAGUAAUUGCUAUCCGUAGUGAGUAAAGAUUUGCAAGCUACCAUCCUAGAUGAGUAUACGAGAUUUUAAACAAGGACACCUUGGAUACGAGCAUGUUACAAGUGUGAAACACGCAAAUCAGUCGAUCAGUAAAAUCGUUCGCUUCGGAAAUCUGUUCGGUUGCUUCGAUCUAACGGAUUAUCAUCAACAAUAGGAACGAUCCUUUGAGUGACGUGCACGCAAACCCUAUGUCAUUGGUACAAAAAAUAGACAUAAAACCAGACGUACGCGCUCAGACAGUUGCGGUUCCUGUUUCUCAAACUCAAGAAAUCCAUCGUCGAACACUCCACCUUUGCAAAACUCGAAUAUCUUCACAUGCAAACGCAAUCGAACUCCUAACUACCCGCACCAUUCCAUUCCUUCUGUACAAAUUCACUCGAACGAUCCGAAGACAGAUAAACCGUAACUGCAAUCGUAACAUUCUUAUUAGACUAAAUUCCAUCGGAGUCGAUGUACUCGACCCGAGACAAAAUCAACUCCACUUCACUCGUAAAUAUAAACGACGAAAGACGAAAAGAAUUAAAGAAAGAAAGGCUCGAUGAGCACCGCUGCGUCAGUAAAAGCAAAGAGUCUUGAAGAAGGACGACCGCUCGCGAUCUUUCUUCCCUUUCACAAACUCGACGCGGAAGAAGACGGCGCUUCAAUCCUCGGUGCGGUUCUUAAUCGUUGAUGAGAUCGCAUUUGGGACGAGGUACAUCCCUCUUUCGUCCUCUCUACGUCAUGAAAAUAAAGAGCGAUGCCAGUGCACUAGUCGAUCUUUACGGCGGAGGUAGUCGAGUUUUCCCCGGCCAGGUAAUAAUACGCGAGACGAGCUCACCUGUACGGGGAUUCAACGAACAGCGCUGUUCGACCCAUCUUGCAUCGAGGCUCCCCGCGAUACUUUGCAUCGUAAACAGAGAACUUCGUUAUACACGUGUGCUUAAGCCGUGGAUAGGCUCUGACAUGUUCUUUGAUUGGCAACGGAUGUCUAGACUUUCACGAUUUGGGAUUUUUAACUUGACAACUUGGUAGAGACGAGUUAAAUAGUCGGUGAGAUUGUUGAUCUUCGUGGACGCAUUAGCGGCUCGAUUUAAGAAUUUCUUAUCAUUUUGUGUGUUUCACCGUUUCUGUUAACGUUAGGGAACGGACAACUCUGACGGAGGAAAGAAUUUACAGUGGUCCGUGUAUGUUUAUAAUAUGAGAAAGAUGGUCGUAAUUUUGGGAACAUCAUCGCUCCGGAUGUAUAGCAAUUGUUUUUCUAUAUUUCUCGAGAUUAUAUUCGUUUCUCUUCGUUUGUAGUUUAAAAUGAACGUAUUAAUGAAAUUUUUGCGUUACUCCUAAUUAAUUCCCGACAAAUGGCUAUCCGUUCCAAACGAUAUUGGCUAGCAUAUAAUAAAAUCAUAUGAAAUAAAAUUGCCGCAAGUAUGUGGAAAUUGUUUUUCCUAUUUUUUUUUCAAUUACACUCUCUUCGCUUUAUUUGCAGUGUAAAAUAAAUGUAUCGAUGAAAUUUUUAUAUUAUUUCUAACUAGUUCUCGACAAAUGGCUAUCCCUUCCAAACGAUAUUCGCUGGCGUAUAAUAAAAUCAUAAUUACGUAUUGUACGAUUUCAACAUAUAGACACGAAAGUUUCCAUCUGUUAAUCACCAGCGACCGUAAUGGCGGUGAAUCUGUUAAAUCCCACAAAGAACGUCAGGCUAUAUCGAACUGUUUCCCCAGAGUUGUGAACUCCGUCGAAUCCAUGGUGAUUAUUCGCUUAAACAACGAACCACGCGCGCGCAUCCAUUCGAUCAGCUUAUGUCUUACAAUCGUGCGCGGCUACUGCGUAAUUGCAUCGCGUUCGCCCCAAGGCCUGACGCUUCGCUUAGCAACGAACCAAUUGACGAUCGGUCAUACGUGCAACAAUUGCGAUUACACGUGGAACGAUCGCGAUUAUACGCGCGAUAAUGGACCCGGGAAAUUGUUGUGCCACGGCAAACAACUGGACGCGGCUCUGCGUCAUCGUGAAAACGCUACCGAACAAGCAAACACAGGGCUGCGAUGUGGUCAAAGGGGAUGGUUUUUACAGUGGUAUUUUUCGAUCCUCUUGUUUUUCCACUCUUCCUCGAUUGAUUCAUAGUCACUUUUCCGGGGAAUCGACUUUGCUUCGGAAAAGUUAUGCAUCCUUUUCUGUGAACCUUUUGAUUUAUAAUGAUUAUUGAGUAACGCAGGUUAUUGAAAAUUGAAAUUGAAAAAGGUAAUUUUUACGAACGUUUGUUUCCCGAUCCUCUUUCGCCCGAUCUCUGGCGAUUUUUUAGUCAAUGAGUUUGCAGGAAAAAUUAUACUUUCAAAAGUGUUAACUCCUUUAUGAAAGAAUUGUCGAGUUGUACAAGUCUCAAUAAAUGAUCGAAGAGAGUAAGUUUCAUGGAGUUCUGUCUCCUGAUCGUCUACGUUCGUCGAAUUUGCAGGAAUGAUAGUUCUUCUUGUAUUAGUUUCUGCGGUCUAUAAUAUUGGACGCUUUAACAAUUCCCUAAUAACUGUGAAUUCACCUGUAAAUGUUCUGACAUUACAAACGAAAAUUGCGAAUAAAAGUGUACGUAUAAUAAAUUUUCCUAAUAAAUAAUUCUUCGAUAUAUUCCACACGAUAUCGUCUGAUUUCUAAAAGGCUCAAUAUCAAUACAAGAUAUUGUAGUGCCAAAAUUAACGAACUUCCAAAAAUUACAGUUAAUUACUUUGGCUUCUGAGUGCCUCGCUCUUCCACGAAGAAUUAACCGAACUAAUCGAAGCUGGAAAAGAAAAAAAAAGAAGAAGAAAAAAAAAUAGGAUAUACCCUUACGAGACAACAGUUAAUUUACCAUGAUUGUCAAUCAAUCGUCGAUCAUGACGUUUCAUCGUCGAUGCACUUAAAUCACAAUAGGCUAUUGAUAGACGGCGGAACGAAUGAGAAAAAAAAGAGAGAAAAGGAACAAAGGCGAAGCAACAUUGUUCGCGCGGCGGUAUGGCUAAAAGUCAACGCUUUCAGGAAUCGAUAUCCGCUAAUAGAAUUGUGCACGCACCGCGAACCGAACGAAAUACGACAACAGCAAGUUUGCUGGCAAUUAAUAAUAACGUGUCGUCCGUUUGUGUCCACGGUUUGUCUCCUGAAAACCAUCGUCGCGCAUUUCUCGUUUCAUUGACUCCGUCGUUUCGACUCCGAUCGAUCGUUCUUGUGUCUGGCUCAUUGUAGUAGUGAGACGAUAUUAACGAUCAUGCUGAUUUCUCUUUUUAGAGAGACGAUGAUCAUGACGAAAUAGUUUAUUUAUGAAAAGUUCGAACUUAUUUGCGAAGAAAAAAAGGACAGAUUGUAUCUGUAUGUACGGUGAUAAGCACAUACGCAUAGGGAAAAUGCAAAUUCCGUGCAAAUUUCAGCUUAUAUUGAUUUACAUUUAUUGUACGAAAUAAAGAUUUUGAGAAAAAGUUGGUUACAUUGCUACAACGAAGAGGGAAGGAAACAGCAACGAGCAGAUUGCAGAGUUUUACGCAAAUUCGUAUUUUUAUAAAUCUAAAUGAUUAGUCAAAUUAUCUGAAUCUGAGUGAAAAUUUAUUUCACCCACUGAAUAUUAUGUUACGUACUGUACUUUCGAUAUUUUCUAUAUUUUUGCGUUAUGUACAUUUUUGUAGUUCUAAAUUUCAAAUGCAUAAAAAUCCGCAGUCCGGUAAUGAGUUUAUAAUAAUUAAAUUUCGAUUGAACAUCGACGAAUAGUCGACUAGAAACGAUCGAGCAGGUACAUUUAUCUCCUUAACCUUCUUUUCCUACCACUAACUGAAUCAAACCUAACGCAACGAACCACGGAUCGGAUGAAAAUUAUUAUCAGUCUGAAUAUUUUUUAUAAAAAAGCAACACAGAAACGAGUAUGUAGACAUAAAACUGGAGGGCAGAGAUUGCCGUAUAACACAUAUUAUCGGGUUAUUACUUAAAUCGAAUUUAUUUUUCGAUAAAAUCGGGGCAUUAUUGAAAUGGCCGCUAAAGCUGCAAGUACGUAUUAAUUUAUAGUUUUUUUUUUUUUUUUUUAGACAGAUCUUUCGUAAUUUUUAUAAUAAAAAAAAAUGGAGAGGAGAAAAACAUAUUAUUUUUUCUUGCGACAUUGCGUGCACCACCCAAUGAGAAAAUAUUUUCUGUGUACAUAAUAUAAAUACGAUUUAGUCGAACUGAUAAGUAGCCAUGCGACAAGGACUGUGUAUACCGUGCUAUAUAGUUAAGCGAACGAAUCAUCGCGACUGUAACGAAAUAAUGUGACAGGAAAUGUAAACAUAAUUAAGAAUUCUGGAAAUAAACUGUAUGCGUGAGCAUGA